Messenger RNA from Falco peregrinus (peregrine falcon), 5199 nucleotides. RefSeq names its product sprouty related EVH1 domain containing 2 (gene SPRED2). Gene Ontology annotation, cellular component: membrane. The record is from RefSeq and is a predicted model, not a curated record. Gene Ontology annotation, molecular function: protein kinase binding. The transcript has 6 exons. NCBI's taxonomy places the organism in Eukaryota, Metazoa, Chordata, Aves, Falconiformes, Falconidae. Gene Ontology annotation, biological process: negative regulation of MAPK cascade; multicellular organism development. The coding region runs from base 1123 to 2352 and encodes 409 amino acids.
UUAUUUUUUUUUGCCCCAAAUCGAGGUUAAAACAGUUUGGAUUUAAGGAAGGCAGAAGCAGCUGAGCCUGGAAACUAAACUUAAAUUAGCUGUCUUUCUCCCUCCUGUCUAAUCAUCAGCAUAGAUCAGUUCAGAAACUGGGCAAGUAUUUUUAGAAGCUGCUUUUAGAGCCCCAGUGUCACAAUUUUUAUUCUUGUCAUCGGUGCCGAGGCAACUCUUGAGCAACAUUUCUGCUUUAAAAAAAAAUAAUAAUGAGAGGGCAUUUAGGGAUGAUCAUAUAACUUUGGAGGGGGGGGGGGACACCCUGGCUGAGCGAGGAGUUAAAGCGGGUGUGAAGGUGUUUGAGCCGCAAGUUUUUGAGACCAACCACCCAAAAUGAAGCUCGUGGGUAGGGUUGUUGCUAUGUUGGCGCUUGGGUUGGGUGGGCAGCCUGCAGAGGUAUAUGGGAUACGAAGACCUAUAGCUGAUGCUUAUAAAUAUCAACUUGUUGCAAAAUGGAAGUGUUUAAAACACCGUUAAAAGCUGUGAUGGAGAUUGGGCUGUCGGGAGGCAGAGUGCUUCCUGCAAGCCCGUGGGGUGGUUUGGACCCUUGGUCCCAGCGCUGCGUUAGCAGCUUUUGGGGAAUAAAGUGCAACCAGGGUUGCCGGAGGCGAUGACGCCCGCGCUCAACUUUGGACCUGUUUGCAGUCCUGGGUGAGCGGGCGGCGUGCCCGCCGGUCUGGUGCAAUCUCUCGGCAGCGUGUUUGCUCCAUCAGCUGCUGCUAAAUGCCCCCGUUAUUAGUUUAUGGUGGUUGUGUCGAAAUUUUUUUAAAUUUUUUUUUUCUUGCCUGUAACCGGGGUGGGGAAGCGAGGAUCUUUGCGGUGUGAGCGCUUGUGCUCUCCCCAGACGGAGGAUGUUGGGAAUGAGUAAUGGUCCGGCCAGGGCUGUAAUAUGCAGAAUACCUCUGGGAUGACUCACCCGGUACAAUGCAGCACAUCCCUCAAGGAGACUGAAUCACACAUGGGGGGAAGCCGCUGGCUCGGCAGCAGCCAGCUGGGACACGGGGCAGCCAGCACCGAUCUGGAGGCUGGUGGUGGCAAUGAUGGUAAAACGGAGCAAUCGGGGUGUAAAAUGUAGAGGCGAUGGCAUCCCCCAGCAGUGACAGCUAUAUUGUGCGAGUCAAAGCUGUGGUUAUGACCCGAGAUGACUCCAGUGGGGGAUGGUUGCCGCAAGAAGGAGGUGGUCUCAGUAGAGUUGGCGUCUGCAAGGUCACGUACCCGGAGGGCAAUGGAAGAAGUGGAUUUCUAAUCCAUGGUGAAAGGCAGAAAGACAAACUGGUGGUGCUGGAGUGCUUUGUGAAGAAGGACCUGGUGUACACAAAGGCAAACCCUACCUUCCACCACUGGAAAGUCGACAACAGGAAGUUCGGGCUCACUUUUCAAAGCCCCGCUGACGCGCGAGCCUUCGACAGAGGAGUGCGGAAAGCCAUCGAGGACCUCAUUGAAGGAUCUACGACUUCCUCGUCAACGCUUCACAACGAGGCUGAGGUGGGCGAUGAUGAUGUCUUCACUAAUGCUACAGAUAGCUCCUCUAACUCCUCUCAAAAAAGGGAACAGCCUGUGCGAACUUUGGCUUCUCCUGCAUCCUGCGAACAUCGAAGAAUUUGCACUCGUGGACACCUUCACGACCAUUAUAGCUCUGACCACUACCAUCUAGAACAAUCAGUACCGCAAUCCUAUCGGCAUGUCAACUUUCCAGAUGAUGAUGAGGAGAUAGUGCGCAUCAACCCUCGGGAAAAGAUUUGGAUGACUGGAUACGAGGACUAUCGCCAUGCCCCAGCACGAGGAAAGAACUUUGAUCCUGAUGACACGGACUCCUACGUACGUUUUGCCAAAAGCGAGGCCUCAAAACACGAAUACACUUAUCCUUACGUAGACAACUCGGACUUUGACCUGGGUGAAGAUAUCAAAGGUGCUGUGAUAAAGACUCAACCUGUCAAAUUCAAGCCCAGGCGGAAGGAAGAUGGUGAGAGGUCGCGGUGUGUGUACUGCAGGGACAUGUUCAACCAUGAGGAGAAUAAACGGGGUCAAUGCCAGGAUGCUCCAGACCGCGUCAAGACUUGCAUCCGUCGAGUGAGCUGUAUGUGGUGUGCAGACACUAUGCUCUAUCACUGUAUGUCUGAUUCAGAAGGAGACUAUAUAGAUCCUUGCUCGUGCGAAACCAGUGAUGAAAUGUUUUGCCUCCGGUGGAUGGCCCUUAUCGCCUUGUCUUUCAUUGCUCCAUGUAUGUGCUGUUACUUGCCGCUUCGGGCUUGUUACCACUGUGGGGUCAUGUGCAGGUGCUGUGGUGGAAAACACAAAGCUGCUGGAUGACUACAGAUGUAUUCGAAGUGUUACGUUUUUCCUGUAGUUCAAGGAACACGUUGGUUUUGGAGCACUGAGAUCACUCAUUUUGAUGCAGCCACUGUGCCCAGCAGCAUCCAGAAACCACCAGUUUGGAUCAUCUUACAUUUGGUCGUCAGGGGCUCACACUGCAUUGAUUUGCUCAUCAAGUGUUCUAACUAACUAACCUACAGCAUAGACUUUUGUAUUAUUAAUCUGUAAUCAAAACAGACUGUCUUGUACAUUUUUUUAAAAUUUUUUUUUUUUUUUCAGUUAAAAUGAGUUUGAGGAAAGAACUGCUUUAAAUGGUGGUGGAUUGUAGAACAUCUCCAGGUUGUGUCCGUCUUGCCUCCGCUUGUGCGGUACCAUCAGCGUGUUAGCAAGCUUUGGCGUUUAUAGAAACGGGGUGGUGUAGUGAAUGAAAUCUCACUUGGAAGAUACUUGCCAUCAAGUUAUUGUGUGUGUAUAGAAGGUGUGCUAGUAACAAACUUGUACCACAACACAGUAUUUCUGUCACUGGUUUUCUUUGGGGUUUUUGUUCUGUUUUCCAAAGCCAAAAUAGCCAUCUAAACUGCAGUUUCUCUUCUAGAGUCCAUCGUCAUUUCCUUCAGCAAACAUCUGAAAUUAUUUCUCUGUUCGUAAAGCUCUGUGAACAGAAAGCAAGGCUCAGUUACCAUAGUCACAUAACCAUUGAGAAUCUGGUAGUUCUCCUUACCUGUAAUCAUUUCAGACCACUACUUGAAAGGGAAACUUAAAUUUUAGGGUUUUCUUUUUUCCCUAAAUAACAUUGGAAAAAUAAAACUGUGUUUUCAGAGUUCUGCCCAAAAGAAAGGGAACUUUUUCAUUAGCCAGCCAUGUAAUGAUCUGUGAAUAAAACACUAAGGUUCCAGAUGAGGAAAAUUGUUUUUAUGCAAAGAAUUACUACCAAUGCAACGUCAAAAGCACUAUUGUGGGGAAAUGCUGCAUUAAGUGGUGGAUUAUAUGGAAAAUUGUAUUUGUUUGUUUGUUUUCUGUAUAAUACAUGAGCAUGAGAACAUACGCAUCCACAGUAGAAACUACAUUUAGCAAUCUAGACAGGUUUUUAAAAGCAAAAGCCAGGAUGAUAACCACCACUUCCAUUUUUUGACCUGCGGUCCCAAUCCUCCAGAUGCUUACACAUGUCUCGAUGUAUCGCGCAUGCAGCCAGCGUUCCUGUGAGUCUGUGCGUAGGAUUAAGCAUGUGAGUCUUUGCAGGAGCCAGACCGAAGUGUCUCCCUGGCUUUCCCCUCCCCAGUUCACCACCCAGAUUUAUCAAGUGGAUGCAUAAGGUGCAUACAGCAGGAUAAGAUUACUUUAAUUUUUUUUUUUAUUUUUUUAAUGUCAUGUUGUCUUGUGUACAAGGCUUGUAAUUAGCUUGGAAAAAGAGUAUUUUUCUAAUAUAUUACAAGGAAUAGCCAAAUAAUUUUUAUUAAAAAAAAAAAAAAAAGAUUUAGCGCAGUGAGCUCUAACUAGCAUAGUACAAUCUGAAUACUUUGAGGCAGCUAGGGAUUGGCUUGUCAAAGCUGGCACUGCUGUUCCUGCCAUAAUUUCUUUCUGCAGUAAAUUGCCAGUGGGCGCAUGUCCUUUCCCUCCCUCUAUUGCACAUUGACAUCAGUCUUAAAAGAGAGGAUUUUUUUUUUUUUAAACUAUUAAUUUGCCAAAUAAAUGUAAAAGGAACGCUUGCCAUUCUUUCUUGGUGGAAUGUCCCAACGGUUCCUCUGAGAGUUAAUCACAGCUUUUUUAGUCAACCAUGAAUUAAGUAUGCAAUGUGCUUAUACACUAUAGAGUUUGGUAGGCUUAAUUUGUAGCAGUUGCUGGGGAUUUUUUCAGUUGGGAAAAAAAAUGAAUGAUAGUGGAAAAGGGAUGGAGUGUUACACUCUGGGUGAUAUGUCUGGGUUUGCUGAAUGAAAUAUAAAUAUUUUGUGCCUAAUAGCAGUUGACAAAUCUCUCAAUGGUGUCUACUAAACAUCAAGCCAGCCUCGGGAAAAAAAAAGAGAAUUAAUGGAACAACCUUUUCCUUUUAUUUCUGUUCUCAAAGUUGUUUCAUGUAAACAAACGUCUGUAAGAUCAUCUCUCUAUAAAGCACAACACUACAAAAAGAUCUUACAGCUUUUUGUCCGGUCUUGAAGUGCCCCUAUUUAUUUAAGCAAAGUAGACAUACUCCAAGCCUUUCCGUAUGUCUGGAACUAAAAAUUAAAAAAAAAAAAAAUCCCUCUUUUUAUUUUUUUUUCUUCCCCUCCUCCUUCCUCCCUCUUCUCUUGGGUUUUUGUAAUACUUGUAGAUUUUGCUGCGUGUGUUAUUUGGUUUGUGAAGGCAGUGGUGUAAGGGCACAAUGAUAGAAAUGGGUGUUUUUUUGUAAAUAUUUCUCCUUAAUUUCCACACUGCUGCUGAACAGUGUGUAGCGUUCUCCCAGUCAGCUUUGCAAUACUGACAUCAAUCAUUUGAGAGAAAUUAUUCAGAUUUUAUUUUUGUAUCUGUGGUAACAAAACAUUAACCAAAAUUUUUUUUUUCUAUUGUGGAAAGGGUUUUUUUGUGUUGGGGUUUUUUUUUUGUUGUUUUUUUCCAAGCUAUUGCUCACGUUAACAAAUUAAAGUGCCUGAAGCCUCAUCAUUAUUGUAUCUAUAUACUAAAACUUAAAACCCUGUUGUAUUGAUUUUUAUAAGCCUUUUUACCUCUGUGUAAAAAAAAAAAUAUAUAUACAAGUGUAUGAUGUACAUUUUAGUUCUUAACUUCUUUUUUUAUUGUUUCUAAUAUGUACGAUCAGUGUAGCUAUUGCUUUAAAAUGUACCAUGUAAAUAUAAAUACAUCAUAUCAAAAUGA